Messenger RNA from Nematolebias whitei (Rio pearlfish), 2016 nucleotides. RefSeq names its product surfeit 4 (gene surf4). Gene Ontology annotation, biological process: Golgi organization. The transcript is spliced from 6 exons. The record is from RefSeq and is a predicted model, not a curated record. Gene Ontology annotation, cellular component: membrane; endoplasmic reticulum-Golgi intermediate compartment; endoplasmic reticulum. Bases 208 to 1017 code for a protein of 269 amino acids. NCBI's taxonomy places the organism in Eukaryota, Metazoa, Chordata, Actinopteri, Cyprinodontiformes, Rivulidae.
GGUUGUUUGGAGGGGGGCUCCGCUGCCUCGCUCCGUCAAAUCGCGGGGCAUUGUGGGGCGGAGGCGGCCUUUCUCUGCACCCAGAGCGGAUAGUUGUCAAGUAAAUAACGGGGGGAGGAACUGUCUGAGCCAAGCCUGCGAAGACAUUCAUACUUAUCUAUAAGAACGGACACUUUAAUAUUACAAAAGUUGUGAAAACAGAAAAAUAUGGGCCAGGAGGACUUAAUGAACAAAGCCGAAGACGUGGCAGACCAGUUUCUGCGGGUGACCAAACAGUACCUGCCCCACUUGGCACGUCUGUGUCUCAUCAGCACUUUCCUUGAAGACGGGAUCCGCAUGUGGUUCCAGUGGAACGAGCAGAGAGACUACAUCGAGGCGACCUGGAGCUGUGGCUACUUUCUGGCUAUGUGCUUUGUGCUGCUAAAUCUUGUUGGACAGCUGGGUGGUUGUGUGCUCAUUCUCAGUAGAAAUUUUGUACAGUACGCCUGCUUUGGGUUAUUUGGCAUCAUAGCUCUACAGACUGUCGCAUACAGCAUUUUAUGGGACCUUAAGUUCUUGAUGAGAAACCUGGCCCUCGGAGGUGGUCUGCUCCUGCUGCUGGCUGAGUCCCGUUCAGAAGGAAAGAGCAUGUUUGCUGGAGUCCCCUCCAUGGGGGAGAGUUCACCGAAGCAGUACAUGCAGCUGGGCGGCCGGGUUCUGCUCGUGCUCAUGUUCAUGACUCUGUUACACUUUGACUCCAGUUUCUUCUCUAUCCUACAGAACAUGGUGGGAACUGCUCUCAUCAUCCUGGUGGCCAUCGGCUUCAAAACCAAACUAGCUGCUUUGACCCUCGUUGUGUGGCUUUUUGCUAUUAACGUGUACUUCAACGCAUUCUGGACCAUCCCCGCCUACAAGCCCAUGCACGACUUCCUCAAGUACGACUUCUUCCAGACCACCUCGGUCAUCGGUGGCCUGCUGCUGGUGGUGGCGCUUGGGCCCGGUGGAGUAUCCAUGGAUGAGAAAAAGAAAGAGUGGUAGAGAGCGGUGAAGGAAUCGCACAGCACCACUAACGCCCCUCAACAACCGGGACACAAAGACCUUCCCUCUCUCUUCCUGCCCACCAGGAUACACAGUUUUUGUGCUUUUUUUUUUGCCAUCAGUUGACAACUUUUCAGUUUUUACAUCGGCGUCACUUUUUAACAUUGCAAACAUGCCAUUUUUUUCUAUUUUCAAAACUUUGAUCUUGUUGUUUUUUUUGUCACAACUGCAGGAAAAAUAGGCUCGUUCUCUUCAGUGCAAGAAAUACAGUAAAAAAAAAAAAAAUUUCUAUGUGCAGGGGGCGAAUAAAAUAAAUGCAUUGUAUUUUACAGAUGUUAUGCCAUAACUUAUAGAACGAAUUUCAUAUUUUUUUAAUAAAAGGGUAGUUCUGAUGAAGUUCAGCCACUUUUGAGUUCCCACUGGAUAAUUUUUUCCUUGCACCUCUUUUAGUUUAUUUUAUUUUGGAUCAUCAGGGACUCUGUAGACCUUGGACACUGAUUCAACAACUCACUUUGACUCUAUGGUUCAUCUCCCCUCUUUUUGUUUGUCUUCUGAGCUGUGCUCUUGCAUUUGUGCACGUCCAGUCUCAGCUGACAGCUCUUGUUCAUGGGGAGUCAAUCAUGGGGGUAUUUAUACGUUGUAUUUGAAGUGGUGGAUUUCAGUCAUCUUUGGUUUAAAGCAUCAACACGGUUAUUAGCGCCAGGACUUGUUAACUAGGCACUUUGUACUGUGUGUCUUUUACAAAUGCCUAACUGUGUAUGAUUUCUAAGGGUAAUUACAAGGGGAGGGAGGGCGGCUCAACAUUUGUGAAACAUCAUAUCCUUGGAUUUAAAAUCAGCAAAGAAGACUGAGCUGAGUCACUAGCCACAUGGACGUUGUCUUUGCUCAGUGUUUCUUGCCCUGUGUGAGAAAUCUUUAAAAUAAGUAUUCAUUGUAAUAAUUUUCAAAAGUUUAUAUUGUAUUUUUGAUCAUAUUUUUUUCUUUAUUUUGAAAGUUCAU